AUGACUGAAGCAACGCAACUCGUCUACCAGCGAGAUGGCCAACGCCUGCUUCACGGCGCCAAAGUCGUCUCCAUCGUCCCAGUAUCUGAACUCCCACCACCAGACAAAGAUCUCGUGAAAGAUGCGUCAGACGUAGAACACGCCAUCAUCACCGAUUCAACCAUCUUCCAUGUCCAGGGCGGCGGCCAACCUUCAGACAUCGGAACCAUGAACCCCUCAGAUGACGCAGCUACCAAAGACGCACCUAUAUUCCAAGUAAAAUCCGUCCGGCAACCCGCCCAAGGCAACCAAAUCCUGCAUUUCGGCCGCUUCGGCCCCUCCAACGGAACCGCCAACGCACCUUUUACCGCUGGAGCCGAACUCCAGCAGCACGUUGAUGCAGAGAAGCGCCUGCUGCACUCGCGGCUCCACAGCGCCGGCCACAUCAUGAGUCUUGCCAUCCACGCGCUCUGCCGCGAAGGCGUACUCCCCCCACUCAAAGAAUCAAAAGCAUCGCACUACCCGGACUCUGCUUCCGUUGUCUUCAUCGGCAGCCUGGAAGCAAAGCACAAGGACGUUAUCCAAGCCAAGACGGAUGAGUUUGUCAAGUCUGCUAAGCCGAUUAAGAUUCAUUGGUGGUCGAUGGAGGAGCUGAUGCAGAAGUGCUAUGCUAGCGAGGGGUUUGCGUUGCCUGAGGGGGAGACGAUGGGCAGAGUGGUGGAGAUGGAGGGGUUGGGGAGUUAUCCGUGUGGUGGAACGCAUGUGCAGGAUUGUAGUCAGGUGGGGAGGAUUGAGGUUAAGAAGAUUGCGAGGUCCAAGGGGACGACUAAGGUGUCAUACCGGGUUGCAUAG
Bipolaris oryzae ATCC 44560 is the source of this 831-nucleotide messenger RNA. RefSeq lists its product as uncharacterized. Gene Ontology annotation, molecular function: nucleotide binding; Ser-tRNA(Ala) deacylase activity. The transcript has a single exon. The record is from RefSeq and is a predicted model, not a curated record. Gene Ontology annotation, biological process: regulation of translational fidelity. Bases 1 to 831 code for a protein of 276 amino acids. Lineage: Eukaryota; Fungi; Ascomycota; Dothideomycetes; Pleosporales; Pleosporaceae.